Stegodyphus dumicola is the source of this 1548-nucleotide messenger RNA. RefSeq names its product FERRY endosomal RAB5 effector complex subunit 3. The record is from RefSeq and is a predicted model, not a curated record. Gene Ontology annotation, cellular component: cytoplasm. Lineage: Eukaryota; Metazoa; Arthropoda; Arachnida; Araneae; Eresidae.
ACAAGAGCUUGGAAACAUUUAUAGCAAAAGAAACUUCUAAAUAUUAUGAUCAAAUAGAUUUGAAAGCAAUAAAAGUAAUACAAGAUGCCGAGAGUACUGAGAUCGAUCAACUUAUAGAAAAGUGGGCUAAAGCUUUUAAAGAGGAACACAUGAGGUAUGCUGAAUUGGAGGAGCCAUCUGAAAGCUCUUCAUUUCCAGAAAUGUAUCAUAAACUCAUUCACUCUCCUGCACUUGAAACUAUGCUCAAUUUGGAACAUUCCUAUGCUCUAGCUGUUGGUGAGCUUGUUCAAGCUAAAGAUAAGGCAUUACAUGAACUUCAACAACGACAGUCUGAUGAAAUGGAGAGAGCUGUUCCAAAAGUUGGGAUAUCUUUGACAGAUAAAGAUAUAAAUGACAUGGCUACUCGGCACUUUACAGAAACUCAAAGCAUUACAGAUUUUUGGGAGCACAAAAUAAAUACAUUGAAAGAAACUCAGAAGAAAGAAUUUCAUGAAUGGGUCGUUAAAGUGCAUGAAGACUAUCAAAGUGGAUCUGGUUCUCCUGGAUAUCUACAAAGAGUUCGAGCACUUUCUGAAGCAGUUCCUAUAACUAAUGACAGUGACUGGACUCCCCAGCCACAAAGAAUGGAGGAAAGCUUUACCAUACAUUUAGGAUCUCAGCUUAAACUGAUGCAUAAUCUCAGACUGCUGUCUGCUGAUGUGCUCGAUCUCUGUCGACAUAAAUUAAACAAAGUCGGUGGAAUUGUUGUUCCUCAACCCCAAAGACUUCAGACUGCCAUAUCAUUAUAUUCCAACAAUUUAAGUGGUCUUGUAUUACUAGUUGAUAACAGGAUAAACUCUUAUAGUGGAAUAAAAAGAGAAUUUGCUGCUGUUUGUCAGAUGUCAACAGAAUUCCAUUUUGAAGAUAUUGACAAAGCAUUAGAAAUUAUUCGAGAAGAAGGGAAAAAAGUUGCUGAAUGGCGUGCUGCAAAUUCUUCCCAGGGUGACAGUAGUAGCCAGAGCAGCAGUGGAAGAUCUGGUGGAUCACCAUCAGAUUAUGCUCAAAAUAGAACAAGUUCUGUUACUCUCAAAACUGGAGAUUUUUACAUAACACGACAUUCUAAUCUUUCUGAAGUGCAUGUUGUAUUUCAUCUUGUCGUUGAUGAUACCUUAAGAUUGGCAGAUGUGAAUUCGAGGCAUCCAACUAUUUUAGGACUUAGAAAUAUCCUGCGAGUUGCUCACGAACAUGAUAUAUGCACUGUGACAAUACCUUUACUUCUUGUGCAUGAAAUGUCAGAAGAAAUGACAAUGCAGUGGUGCCUAAAGAGAGCAGAACUAAUUUUCAAAUGUGUGAAAGGAUUUAUGAUUGAAAUGGCCUCAUUAGUUGGAGAUGAGACGAGAACAGUUCAGUUUUUAGUGCCAAAGGGAAUUUCAGAAGAAUUAUUUUCAAGCCUGUCAAAUUUAUUACCAGCUAUAUUUAGGGUAUCCAACCCUCUUGUUCUAAAAUGAAAAUGUAUCUUCCUGUAAUAUUUUAAUUAGUAUAAAAUAAAAUGUAAAUAUUUGAAUUCUG